Wallemia ichthyophaga EXF-994 is the source of this 222-nucleotide messenger RNA. RefSeq lists its product as uncharacterized. Lineage: Eukaryota; Fungi; Basidiomycota; Wallemiomycetes; Wallemiales; Wallemiaceae. The transcript is spliced from 3 exons. The coding region runs from base 1 to 222 and encodes 73 amino acids. The record is from RefSeq and is a predicted model, not a curated record.
AUGGUACAUAAUCCGUCGCAGUCCAGUGUCUCUAGCAGUGCUAGUGGUGCGAUCAGCCAGCGCACCAAUCAGACAGUCAGCGAUCCAGGCGUGUCCAACGUCGAUUGCUACUGGAGUUGCGACAUCUGUGGCCUCAUGUGUAAAGCCCAACACGAGUUCUGCGACGAUGCUUUUUGCUCGGGUAAGAGACCAGCCAGGAAUAGUCGCAGGUGGUUUAUAUGA